UAGGAAACGGUGUCGACCAGCCGCGUCCUGCCAAAUUUGAUAAAGUUCGUCCGAAGUUUUUACUUUCAAAGUGUAGUGUUGUGUUGAGUGAGUUGAGUGGCUUUGGAUUACUGGGUGUUAACAAAAAUGUAUGCAACAUAACGAAGAACGGGCGAUGCGCCGCGCGCGCGCGCACUCACGUGCUAAGCGCGUAACAUGCGCUCGCUAAACGUGACUGCGUGCGCGGCGCUCUUACAAGACGUGCGAUGGGACGAGCCCACUAGCGUCGCGAGCCUUGCCGUUCUAGCCCUAAUCGACGUUCUUGUCAUUACAGGCAACUGCUUGGUGAUAGCGGCCGUCCUCUGUUCCUCAAAGCUGCGUAGUGUGACGAAUCUAUUCAUAGUUUCACUGGCGGUCGCGGAUCUGUUGGUGGGCCUUGCCGUGCUACCGUUCUCUGCGACUAGGGAAGUUUUUAAGAUAUGGAUAUUUGGAGACGUCUGGUGUUCCGUCUGGCUGGCCGUCGACGUCUGGAUGUGCACAGCAUCCAUACUGAACCUGUGCGCCAUCUCCCUCGACCGCUACGUAGCUGUCACCAGACCAGUUAGCUACCCAUCCAUAAUGAGCAAGAAACGCGCUAAGGCCCUGAUAGCUGGUGUCUGGGUUCUGUCCUUUGUGAUCUGCUUUCCACCGUUGGUUGGAUGGAAAGAUAAAAGGCCGCAAGACGAGCAUCAGAAAGGGAACCCAGAGAUCCACCCUCCUUGCCCGUGGACCUGUGAACUUACCAACGACGCUGGCUACGUGGUAUACUCCGCGCUCGGUUCCUUCUAUAUCCCUAUGUUUGUGAUGCUGUUCUUCUAUUGGAGGAUUUACAAAGCGGCUGUGAGAACCACGAAGGCAAUUAACCAGGGAUUUAGAACUACCAAAGGUUUAGGGAACCGUUUCGAUGACAACCGCUUGACUCUCAGGAUACACCGUGGCCGAGGUUCUGCAAGGCCUCACGGUUCACCACUAUCGACAGCAUCUAACCAUUCUACUAGCACUUCGUUAAGCGCAUCUCCAGAAAGAAUUAGAAGGCAUUCAAGUGCACGGAGAGCCCAUGAAAAAAUCAAAAUUUCCAUCUCGUACCCUUCAUCAGAACAGAUAUGUCCAGCUUUAGAGAACUCGAGAUCGCCGAGUCGAUCACCAAGCCCCUCCUUAUAUGCUGUUCAUUAUGAGAGAGAUGGGAGGGAACUCACUGAGAGCAGAUUGCGGGUGAGGCCUCAUCACCUCACACCUGGUUCUUUAUAUGAUGACUUGGAGGAUAAACCAAGAACGAGGCGCAUGGGAAAAAGAAACAUUAAAGCUCAGGUCAAACGGUUUCGUAUGGAGACAAAAGCUGCUAAGACCCUCGGCAUCAUCGUCGGCGGCUUUGUCUUUUGCUGGCUCCCUUUCUUCAGCGUGUACGUGGUGCGAGCAUUCUGCGGGGACUGCGUGACUCCCAUCAUCUUCUCGAUCUUGUUCUGGCUUGGCUAUUGCAAUUCUGCUAUCAACCCUUUGAUAUAUGCGUUAUUCUCGAAGGAUUUCAGGUUCGCUUUCAAGAGAAUCAUAUGUAAGUGCUUCUGCGCUGGUGGCGGAUCGCGAAGAGAAUCAGACGGCACAGAUAAUGCAGUAAAUCGGCGUCCUAGACCAGUGCACGGUCAUUCACAUUCUUUAGAUGAAGAUGCCCCCGCGUCUAGUGCUGAUAGGUGACGUCAAGCUUUGCGACGGCAAAACGCCCAAUUCAAAACUUCCGUCGCGUGUGUAUAAACAAACACUUAAUAAUAAAUAUAUUAUAAUAUUAUAUUAUAUAGUAAUAAUAUGUAUAUAACUAUAAAGCAUCAUGUGUAAAGCACUAUUCUAAAUGUUGUAUCUAGUCAUAUUAUUGUUGUUAAAGCGUCCUUUAUUAUAAUGAAUAAAAUGGCUUGGAGCCAAUUUCGCUUUUGCACCAGAGAUGUGGCCUUUCAAAAUUUUAUGGAUUUUAUUAGAUCACUAUUAUGUGUUAUUGCUUUUCAAUUACUGAACGUUUUAAGAAUGAUGAUAAUUGCAAUUCAAGUGUCAUAAUAUAAUAUUGGUACCUGAAAGGUUUAGAAUACGUACGCUAUAAGCACAGAUAACAUAAUUCUAUACCUAUCAGUAAAAUAUCCAAUCA
Messenger RNA from Zerene cesonia (dogface butterfly), 2146 nucleotides. RefSeq names its product octopamine receptor Oamb (gene Oamb). The transcript has 10 exons. Bases 196 to 1707 code for a protein of 503 amino acids. The record is from RefSeq and is a predicted model, not a curated record. Gene Ontology annotation, molecular function: adrenergic receptor activity. NCBI's taxonomy places the organism in Eukaryota, Metazoa, Arthropoda, Insecta, Lepidoptera, Pieridae. Gene Ontology annotation, cellular component: membrane. Gene Ontology annotation, biological process: adenylate cyclase-activating adrenergic receptor signaling pathway.